CUAACCACCACUGACCAAGCCACAACAUUAACUCCAAAAUACAAUUCAAGGAAGGCCCUCCUUCACUUCCAUAACAAUAUAUCAUCCAAUGUUAUAGGCAUAGCCUAUAAACAACAAAGAAGAAGCAAGAAAGUGAACAACAUCAAAGACACAGAGUAACCAGAGAAGGAAAAAUGUCGUGGCAGACUUAUGUAGAUGAACACUUGAUGUGUGACAUUGAUGGCAAUGGCCAGCAUCUUGCUGCCGCGGCCAUUGUUGGUCAUGAUGGCAGCCCCUGGGCCAAGAGUGCUAACUUCCCUCAGUUUAAGCCUGAGGAGAUCACUGCUAUCAUGAAAGAUUUCGAUGAACCUGGAACCCUUGCUCCGACUGGCUUGUACCUCGGGGGAGUAAAGUACAUGGUAAUCCAGGGAGAGCCCGGUGCUGUUAUCCGUGGGAAAAAGGGCUCUGGAGGCAUCACUAUAAAGAAAACUGGACAAGCACUAGUAUUCGGAAUCUAUGAAGAACCAGUGACUCCAGGACAGUGCAACAUGGUUGUUGAGAGGUUGGGAGAUUACCUUGCUGAUCAAGGCCUCUAGGGUGCUUAUCUAUCAUCAAAAGUUUACGUUUUGAACUUUGCUGUUUUUAUUUUUACUUAUUUUUUUGGGGGUUUCGGUUCCAAGUUUGCAUAUCCUUCAUCCAUUAGCCUGCAAUUGGUGGUGAAGACAUUGUUGCAAGCAAUAACCAUGCGAGAAGGACUAAAAGCAGUUUUUUGAUCAAUUGCAUAAACUUGAUAUUUUCAUGAUAUAAUUUGUAUCCUAUAUUCCCUAUUAAUUUCUCUUGUAGCUUUUCUCUAUGGUACAUUAUUUCAUUGGAACAAUCUUAAAGAAUCUUUGUCUGGCAAAAGUUUGCCAGCACAUGUUUGAAUA
Molecule: messenger RNA, 905 nt
Organism: Rosa chinensis
Lineage: Eukaryota; Viridiplantae; Streptophyta; Magnoliopsida; Rosales; Rosaceae
Product: profilin-2
Exons: 3
Coding region: 174-575 (133 amino acids)
Cellular component (GO): cell cortex
Molecular function (GO): actin monomer binding
Source: RefSeq, a predicted model, not a curated record